Lodderomyces orthopsilosis Co 90-125 is the source of this 1077-nucleotide messenger RNA. RefSeq lists its product as uncharacterized. The record is from RefSeq and is a predicted model, not a curated record. The transcript has a single exon. Lineage: Eukaryota; Fungi; Ascomycota; Pichiomycetes; Serinales; Debaryomycetaceae. Gene Ontology annotation, cellular component: cytoplasm; nuclear pore. Gene Ontology annotation, molecular function: GTPase activator activity. Bases 1 to 1077 code for a protein of 358 amino acids. Gene Ontology annotation, biological process: protein import into nucleus.
AUGCCAGGUGAAAGUCCAGCAAAGAGGAAGAUUGAGACGGAUGAAUCGUCAAGUCUAAAACGAACCAAACUGAUUGGACAUGAGGACCUCAAGACAACAAUCAUCAAUGAAGUGAAACAGAUUUUUGAAGACCGCAUUGCUAGAUUAGAAUCAAGAGUCAAAUUUUUGGAAGACGAAUUGGAUUUGGAAGAGAAUGAGUCUAAGGGUGUAGACCUGAAAAAUGCUGUUGAAAAGGAAGAAAAACCCAGUGAGAAUGGUCCGGUUUCCAUACAGAAGAAAUCGCCACCUCCCCUACCCCCUAGAGUCACAUUCGGUAAACCGCCAUUCCAAUUCAACUCCAAUAAUGGCAAUAACAAAGCCAAUGAUGCCAAAGUGGAGGCAAAACUCAUCAAAUCAAGCCCAAACCCUGUAUUUGGAGCCACCACGUCUUUUGGGAAUAUGAACAAUAAGCAAGAUCCUGUCGUACAGAAUCUGCAAAAAACAACUACACCUACACCUACACCUACACCUUCUUUUGGUACAUUUGGUUCCAAGUCGCGUUUCGGAAAUGCAUUUCAAGAAUCAUUAAAGCAGAAGUCAUUCUUAGACUCCUCGGAUAACUCUACUGACAGCAGUGGUGCUAGAGUUGAUAGCAAAGAUGAAUCACAAGCAACCAAUACAACUCAGCAAUUCAAACAAGUUGAUUUGAACCCUGUAGAACAGUCCACGGGUGAAGAAGACGAGAGAUCGUUAUUCAAUUGCACAGCAAAGUUGUUUGAGCUACAAUUGGCAAACAUAACAGAAGGAUGGAAAGAGAGAGGUGUAGGACCUUUGCAUUUGAAUCAGUCUGUUCACGACCUGAGCCAAGUGAGAAUAGUGAUGAGAUCUCAGGGAUUGUUGAAAGUGAUUUUGAACUAUAAAAUACAAAGAACAACUGAGGUGUUGGAAGGAUUAGAAGCGAGCUUGGCACCUGAGAAAUAUAUUCGGUUCAAUUCAGUUUCAGAAGGAAAGCCAAUACAAUAUUUGUUGAAAUUUACCAAUCAACAGGUUAGGGACGAUUUGAUCAAAAAUAUCAAUGAUUUGAAGUCAAAGAUGUAG